UUUUUUUUUCCCUUUUCCUGGCGUUUUUGCUCCGCUUUUUUCACCCGGGAGGAUUCUGAAGCCGAGCAAGGCUUUCCCCCGGACACGGCAGGGAUUGGAAAAGAAGGAAAAAAGGUGAUUGAGGAAAGGAGGUGAAGAAAAAAAAAAAAAAAACACCCAAAAAAAACCAAACCAAAAGGAGAAGUCGGGAAGAAGGGGAGGCGAACACAGCCCGCAGGAUGGAGCGGUGAAUGGGAAAAACAAUUCCACUGCGAUCAACAAGUGGCGACUCCUCGUCCCGAGCCUCCCUCCCCGCUCCGGCUUUCCCGAACUUGUGGCAGCGAAAGGAAAACUUCUCCGGAGGACUCUGACACAGCUGCCCCGGGAUGGUGGCCCGGACCAGCGCCCUGCUGGCCCUCUGUGCCCUCCAGGGGCUGCUGCAGCACGGUCUCGCUGAGGAAGAGCAUCUUCAAAAACCAAGGCUGAGCAUUUCCAGGGACCAAAUCAUCAUCUCACCAGGAGACACCCUAAAAAUAAAAUGCUGGGGAGCCCCGUCUGUGAGCUGGCAGCUGAGGGAUGACAACCCCCGUGUCACCGUCAGCGCCUGCCGCGAUGUCCCCGGGCUGAGCUGCAGCCAGCUCGUCCUCAGGAGAGCCAUGGCAAACGACACUGGCUACCUCAGCUGUGCCCCCAGCAGCGCCCCCGAGCACCAGGGACCCGUGGCCAGGAUCUAUGUCUUUGUCCAAGACUACAGGAACCCGUUUGUGGAGAUGCACAAGGAGCACCCUGCCAUCAUCUACAUCAUGGAUGAUAAGAAAACAGUGGUGGUCCCCUGCAGGGUCACCUCACCAGACAUCAGACCCAAGCUCACCCAGUACCCUUCUUCUGCAGAGGUCAGCUUCAGGAAGAUGCUGUGGGACCCCAAGAGAGGCUUUGUCAUCCCCUCCCACUCCUUUGUGCCCUCUGGCAUCCUCAUGUGCUCAGCCCACGUCAAUGGCAGCAUCUUCAACUCCUACUACGUGGCCCAGAGGCUGGAGAGCAGAAUCCAGAACCUGACCCUGAAGGCAAGUGCCAGGAAGCUGCUGGUUGGAGAAACCCUCAGGCUGGAGUGCAAAGCAGAGACCUUCUUCAACGGGCGCAUCGAGUUCAUCUGGACCUGUCCCCGAGGCACACACCCUCACCCCAAGAGAAACCUGGACAGGAGCGAUGUCGUGUACAAAGUGGGCAGCAGCCUGGUAAUUGAAAAUGUCACCGUGGAGGACGGGGGCCUGUACAUCUGCAGGACGUUCAAUGAGACAGAGACAGUGACCAGGCUGGAGGCCAAUGUCACUGUCACCGUGUAUGAAAAACCCUACAUGACGGUCUCGUACAAGAAAGGACCUUACUACGAGGUCAUCUCAGGACACAAGUCCCUCAAACUGGCUGCCAAGGUGGACGCCUUCCCUCGGCCCAUUGUCACCUGGUACAAGGAUGGCAAACUGAUCAAGGACAACCACACGUGCUACGAGCCAGACCCACUGAAAUACAGGCUGGGAAUACGAGAUGUGAGGCCAAAACAUGCUGGGAACUACACCAUGGUCCUGAGCAACCCCAAAUACGGCCUCUACAAAAACCUCACCAUGCAGCUGGUGGUGACAGAGACACCCAAGAUCUACGAAAAGGAAACAGAUUUUGAUAAGGUGGUGAAGGCAGAAUUGAGAAGCAAACAGGAAAUCCAGUGCACAGCAAGUGGGAAUCCUGAGCCCAGGAUGGAGUGGAGGUGGCAGCCCUGCAGCCCCACCGCCGCCCUGUGCAACCCUGAGGGACCAAAAGUUGUGGUUCGGGAGGACAGAGACAUAGGGAACAAGAUCAGGAGCAUCGAGAGCAUCCCUAAGAGGCAGGGGGACAAACAAAAGGUGGUGAGCACCCUGACCCUGGAGAGCAGCAGCACCUCGGGUGUCUAUUACUGUGUGGCUUUCAACAAGGUGGGCGAGGAGGAGCGCAGCGUCGAGUUCUACGUGUCAGAUGUGCCCUCUGGGUUGCAAACACCCUCCCAAGUCACGGCCAUCGUGGGGAACGACGUGCAGCUCACCUGCAGAGCCUCCAGGUACAUCUACACCCACCUGGCCUGGUACUACCCCUCCUCUGAGCCAGCUCCCAGCCACUCUGUGCUCAGGAAAAUGGACAAAUAUUCCAUCUCUCUGAGCCUGCUCCUCCCCAACGUCACGAGGGAGCAGAGUGGGCUCUACAAGUGCCGAGCCCAGAACCAGCACAACAGCACAGACACGCUGGAGCAGCACAGCCAGCUGCUGGUCAGAGCAAAGGCGGCGCCGUUGGUGAUCCAGAACCUGACGGACCUGGAGGUGAACAUCAGCGGCAAGAUCCUGCUGGAGUGCAAGGUCAGUGGGACACCAGAGCCACAGGUCACCUGGAGGAAGAAUGGCUACCCCAUCUCAGCAGCUUCAGGGAUUUCCAUGGAAAACAACACCCUGGUGAUUGAGAGAGUGAAGAAGGAUGAUGAGGGGCUCUACGAGUGCCGUGCCUCCAAUGACUUGGGCCAGGACAGCACAUCAGCCUUCAUCAAAAUCCAGGGUUCUGAGGAGAAAUCCAACAUUGAGGUGAUCAUCCUGGUGUGCACAGGGCUGGCUGCCACUCUCUUCUGGCUGCUCCUGACCCUCUUCAUCCGCAAGCUGAGAAAGCCCGACGCCACAGAUAUUAAAACAGGAUACCUGUCCAUCAUCAUGGACCCCGAGGAGAUGCCCCUGGACGAGCAGUGUGACCGCCUGCCCUAUGACAGCAGCAAGUGGGAGUUCCCCAGGGACAGGCUGCGCCUGGGUAAAACUCUGGGUCAUGGUGCUUUUGGGAAGGUGGUGGAGGCGUCUGCUUUUGGCAUUGAUAAAUCUUCAACCUGCAAAACAGUUGCCGUAAAAAUGCUGAAAGAAUGUGCAACUACUAACGAAUGCAAGGCUCUGAUGUCUGAGCUGAAGAUCCUCAUCCAUAUAGGACAUCACCUGAACGUGGUCAACCUGCUGGGAGCCUGCACCAAAGCUGGAGGUCCUUUAAUGGUCAUAGUGGAAUAUUGCAAAUAUGGAAAUCUGUCCAACUAUCUCAGAGGGAAACGAGGAGAUUUCAUUGCAUACAAGUCCCAGGAAAACUCUGACCAAGCAGAGAAAAGUCUGGAUGAGUCCAACAGUGAUUUGACUGAACUGAUCAAGAGGCGCCUCGAGAGUGUGGCCAGCACAGGCAGCUCUGCCAGCUCAGGGUUUAUUGAAGAUAAGAGUUACAGUGACUCAGAAGAUGAUGAAGAAGAUGCUGAGGAUCUGUACAAGAGGCCCUUGACUCUGGAGGAUCUGAUUUGCUACAGCUUCCAGGUGGCAAAAGGCAUGGAGUUCCUCGCCUCCCGAAAAUGCAUCCACCGGGAUUUGGCAGCCAGGAACAUCCUCCUGUCCGAGAACAACGUGGUCAAGAUCUGUGACUUCGGCCUGGCCAGGGAUAUUUAUAAAGACCCCGACUACGUCCGCAAGGGAGACGCACGGCUUCCACUCAAGUGGAUGGCUCCAGAAGCUAUUUUUGACAAAAUUUACACCACGCAGAGUGACGUGUGGUCUUUCGGAGUGCUGCUGUGGGAGAUAUUUUCUCUAGGUGCCUCUCCUUACCCUGGAGUGCAGAUCGAUGAGGAUUUCUGCCGGCGGCUCAAGGAGGGGACGCGCAUGAGAUCUCCAGAAUAUUCCACUCCCGAAGUCUACCAGACCAUGCUGGACUGCUGGCACGGGGUCCCCACGGAGAGGCCGACGUUCACCGAGCUCGUGGAGCGCCUGGGGGAUCUCCUGCAGGCCAACGUGCAGCAGGAUGGCAAAGACUACAUUCCACUGAACAUCACCUUGUGUCCAGAUGGAGAAUCCAACCCCAAAACCUGCCCUGUGGAAGAAAACUUGAACAGUGGAGUGAAUCGCUGCAGUGCAGUGGAAACUGGCAACAACAGCAAGAAGAGACCCCUGAGUGUGAAGACAUUUGAUGAGGUGCCAGUGGAGAAGGAGAAAGUGAUGCAUGAGGAGUCUGACAGUGGGAUGGUGCUGACCUCAGAGGAGAUAAAAAGCCCCAAGAGGUUGGAAAUCCGUUCCUGGCCCUAUGGGAUCAUGGCUCUGGCGCGGAGAGCUGUCAGCAGGAGCAAGGAAUCCAUCCUGUCUGACCACGAGACUGUCAAGUACCAGCCAGCAGUGCAGGUGGAGGAGGACACCAUGGACUUCCCCCUGGAGGACUCUGUCCUGCUCCCUAUGGAUCCCAACCUGGAAUGCCACAGCCCCCCUCCAGAUUACAACUCUGUCAUCCACUACUCAGCCCCCCCAGUUUAACCAGUGCCCCCAGCACUGGCUGCACCUCAGCCUUGCCAGCUUCUCCUGUGCCCCCGGGGAGCCUGGCUCCAACAGAAGGGAAUUCUGCUGGGAUAAUACUUCACCUGUUUCUUCUGGCACAUCUCAGAUGUGGUUAGAAGCAAUUUAAGGGCAUCUUCCCUCUUCUCUUUAAAGGCCUAUUGCAAGAUCUGCAGUGAAUUAAUAACAUUCUGUCUGUCAGAGUCCUAGCAGGAGCUGUAACCCUGAGCUGCUGCCACUCCUUCCUCUGCUUGGGGCUGUUCUUUGGCACAGAUCCACAGGUUCCUGCAUUCCCAUUUCGCUCCAUGAGGGUCAUGCCAAGCUGGUUGGGAGCACCAGAUCCAAUCUGCUGGCCCUGACACAUCCUGCAGGGAUGGAAGGUUCUGUUCGUGCUGGAAGGGAUCUGUCGGAAACAGCAGAUGAAUGGUUUGGGCUUGGAGAAAAGCUGAAAUUGAAACACCCUUCCUAACUUGGGAUUUCACCUCCUGGAAAUAUGUAUGAAAUAUUUUGCAAUCCAAGCUGUUUUGGUUGCAGUUUGGAUUUAAUAAUUUCCACUGCCCAGGGGAUACACUCCUAAAGAUGGCAUGGCCCAGAGCAAGCUGCUAGUGCUCGUGUGCCUGCUCCUUUGGGCCUGCAGGGCACACAGUGUGCUUAGAUCUGAUGCCCUGGGCUUUCCCCUUGUUCAAACAGCAGUUUGUUCUGCAGACAUGCAAUAGGGAACCUUGCUGGAGAUGCAUCUGUAAUGGUUGCAAGGCAAAAUCACUGCCUUAAGUAAGAACCUUCCCAGCUCAAUCAGAAUUUCCCAGCUCACACGCACACACACAUUUGUGUGAAUGUGCAGGAAACUCUCAUUACCAGCACGAGAGUUACACAAAAACUCAACACACCCUUGAGGCACCAGCAGGGCAGCAGCAUUUCUAUGUUUCUUUUCUGCACACAG
Molecule: messenger RNA, 5268 nt
Organism: Ficedula albicollis (Collared flycatcher)
Lineage: Eukaryota; Metazoa; Chordata; Aves; Passeriformes; Muscicapidae
Product: vascular endothelial growth factor receptor kdr-like
Exons: 30
Coding region: 366-4310 (1314 amino acids)
Biological process (GO): multicellular organism development; positive regulation of kinase activity; protein phosphorylation
Cellular component (GO): plasma membrane; signaling receptor complex
Molecular function (GO): ATP binding; vascular endothelial growth factor receptor activity
Source: RefSeq, a predicted model, not a curated record